Molecule: messenger RNA, 303 nt
Organism: Phycomyces blakesleeanus NRRL 1555(-)
Lineage: Eukaryota; Fungi; Mucoromycota; Mucoromycetes; Mucorales; Phycomycetaceae
Exons: 3
Biological process (GO): regulation of transcription by RNA polymerase II
Cellular component (GO): mediator complex; core mediator complex
Molecular function (GO): transcription coregulator activity
Source: RefSeq, a predicted model, not a curated record
GAUGGCGAUGAAGAAAAGCAACGAUUCCAAGUAGAACUUGAGUUUCUACAAUGUCUUUCGAAUCCAUGGUAUCUUAAUCACUUGGCACAGCAACAAUAUUUUAAAGAUCCUGCCUUUCUUCGUUACUUGGAUUAUCUCCAGUACUGGAAGCAACCAGAAUAUGCCAAAUUCGUUGUCUAUCCCCAUGCACUCCAUUUCUUAGAUAUGCUUCAGCACGAACAGUUUAGAGAAUAUAUCAGUACAUCGGAAAACACUCAAGAAUUACAUAGAAUGCAAUACUAUCAUUGGAUGUUCUUGCGAAAC